Drosophila ficusphila is the source of this 1411-nucleotide messenger RNA. It is a transcript of the gene Coprox, whose product is annotated as oxygen-dependent coproporphyrinogen-III oxidase. The coding region runs from base 96 to 1259 and encodes 387 amino acids. Gene Ontology annotation, molecular function: coproporphyrinogen oxidase activity. The transcript has a single exon. Gene Ontology annotation, cellular component: mitochondrial intermembrane space; cytoplasm. The record is from RefSeq and is a predicted model, not a curated record. Lineage: Eukaryota; Metazoa; Arthropoda; Insecta; Diptera; Drosophilidae.
CGGUCACACUGGCGACUGUGCAAAUAGAAAUGCCGGUGAAAAAGAUAACAAACAUACUGCGUUCGUUCUAAAUUUGGAGUAGGCGACAGCACAAAAUGAACGCCCUUCGUCACACGAUAUCCCUAGUGUCGCUAGGCACCUUCCAACUGGUCCGGCGGACCAAGGGCCAGCACCUCCAAGGCUUUCUCUUCGGCACCGGUCUUGGACUAGCCAGCUUUUCUGCGGUCACGUACGCACAUUCCGCGGAGGCGGUCAACCCAAAGGUCAAGAUGGACACAUCGCGGUUCAUGGCCGAGCCGAUCACGGACACCAAGGUCUUGCUAGAGGAUAAGGAGAACAUGCGACACCGCAUGGAGCUGCUGAUUAUGGAGAUUCAGGCCGAGUUUUGCCGAGCACUGGAAGCGGAGGAGAAUUGCGGUCAGAAGUUCAAGGUUGACCGCUGGGAGCGGGCGGAAGGAGGAGGCGGUAUUACGUGCGUCCUGCAGGACGGUGACGUCUUCGAGAAGGCGGGCGUCAACAUAUCCGUGGUCACCGGCUCCCUGCCUCCUGCGGCAGUACAGCAGAUGCGGGCCCGGGGCAAAAACCUUAAGGAGGGAGCCGCAUUACCGUUCUUCGCCAGCGGCGUCAGUGCUGUAAUUCAUCCACGGAACCCCCAUGUGCCUACCAUACACUUUAACUACCGAUACUUCGAGGUGGAGGUGGCCAAGGGGGAGAAGCAGUGGUGGUUUGGCGGCGGAACGGAUCUGACCCCGUACUACCUGUGCGAAAAGGACGCCUGCCACUUUCACCAGACGCUGAAAAACGCCUGCGACGAGCACGACGCCACUUACUAUCCGCGCUUCAAGAAGUGGUGCGACGACUACUUCCGCAUCAAGCACCGCAACGAGAGCCGCGGCAUCGGUGGCAUCUUCUUCGACGACAUAGACUCCCCCAACCAGGAGGCGGCCUUUGGCUUUGUGUCGAGCUGCGCCCGUGCCGUGAUCCCUUCAUACAUGCCACUCGUUCGGAAGCACAAGAACCGCGAGUACGGCAACAACGAACGCCAGUGGCAGCUGCUGCGACGCGGACGCUACGUGGAGUUCAACCUGAUCUACGAUCGCGGCACAAAAUUCGGGCUCUAUACACCCGGAGCCCGCUAUGAGAGCAUUCUAAUGUCACUGCCCCUGCACGCCCGAUGGGAGUAUAUGCAUGAACCCAAAUCCAAAACCGAGGAGGGCAAGCUAAUGAAAGUCCUUAAAAACCCCAAGGAUUGGGUCUAAGCCACAGUUUGGCUUUUAAUAAUUCAUAAGCGGGAAUCGGUGCCUUUCACAUUAUUUUUAAAACUACCAACCUACCUACAUACCUUGUACAUAUUAUUAGCGUCGUUGCAAAUAAACAUGACAAUGUUAUUGUUCCAUUAAGAGUUCUUAAA